Oncorhynchus masou masou (cherry salmon) is the source of this 4981-nucleotide messenger RNA. Its product is annotated as 2-oxoadipate dehydrogenase complex component E1-like. The transcript is spliced from 18 exons. Gene Ontology annotation, biological process: tricarboxylic acid cycle. Gene Ontology annotation, molecular function: oxoglutarate dehydrogenase (succinyl-transferring) activity; thiamine pyrophosphate binding. The record is from RefSeq and is a predicted model, not a curated record. NCBI's taxonomy places the organism in Eukaryota, Metazoa, Chordata, Actinopteri, Salmoniformes, Salmonidae. Bases 99 to 2888 code for a protein of 929 amino acids.
CUAUCUAUCACAGCAGUGUGGCUGCUGCUCUGUCGUGUGUGUAACCGUCUAGAUUAACUAGCUACGUCGUUUUAAACUUAUUUUAUUCAUUUAAAAUCAUGUCAGCGAUACUAUUCCUGAAAAACUUGCAUCGCGUCUGCAGAGUACCUCUCAGUGUCGCUCGACCUGUCGUCGGUUGUCUGUAUCAUACCCGGAAAGGAGUCUACGGUCACCGGCCCAAACAAAGCCAGGGGGACUCGAAGUUGCACAGUGACCCUGUCUCGUAUAUCACUGCACUCAAUCGAGACCAUGGGCUAGCACGCCUGGUGGAGGCUUACCGAGCACAUGGACACAGGGCUGCUAAAAUUAACCCUCUACUGCCCAAUGACCCAGUGGAGGACAGUGUGCCAGAGAUCAACAUGUUGAUUGGAGCUGUACAAGGACCCCUUAACACAUCAGGACUGCGGCAUUUUGGUAAAGCUGAGGCGUCGGUGGAGGAGGUGAUUGGCUACCUGGAGGAGUCCUACUGUGGCCGCAUUUCCAUAGAGACCAGUCAGCUGACCAGCCUGGAGGAAAGGGAGUGGCUCGCAGAUCGCUUCGAGCAGCUGAAGAAAGAGAUGUUUACUGCGGAGGAGAGGAUAAAGUUGGCCAAGCUAAUGCUGGAGUCACAGGAGUUUGAUCACUUUCUAGCCUCCAAGUUCUCCACAGUAAAGCGUUAUGGCGGUGAGGGAGCAGAGAGCAUGAUGGGAGUGUUCUACGAGAUGUUCCGUCUGUCUGCCCACAGCGGGGUGACGGACAUCGUCAUGGGGAUGCCUCACCGUGGGAGACUUAACCUCCUCACGGGGCUUCUGCAGUUCCCACCAGAGCUGAUGUUCCGUAAAAUGCGUGGCCUCAGUGAGUUCCCAGCAGACUCUCCCUCUAUCGGCGAUGUCCUCUCCCACCUCACCUCCUCUGUAGAGCUGGACUUUGGUGCUGCCCACCCCCUCCAUGUGACCAUGCUGCCCAACCCCUCCCACCUGGAGGCCAUCAACCCAGUCACCCAGGGGAAGACCCGUGCCCGCCAGCAGCUCAAACAGGAGGGAGACUACUCCCCAGACGAGAACGCUCAGCCUGGUGAUAAAGUUGUCUGUCUCCAGGUCCAUGGGGAUGCCUCAUUCUCGGGCCAAGGAAUUGUUCCGGAGACAUUCACCAUUUCACUACUCCCCCACUUCAGAGUCGGUGGGAGCAUCCACCUCAUUGUAAACAACCAAGUGGGCUAUACCACUCCGUCUGCGAGAGGGAGAUCAUCUUUGUACUGUAGUGAUGUUGGUAAGAUGGUGGGCUGUGCGGUGAUCCAUGUGAACGGUGAUGAUGCGGAGGAGGUGGUGCGAGCCACGAGGCUGGCGGUGGAGUACCAGAGACGCUUUAGGAAGGAUGUUAUCCUGGACCUGCUCUGCUACAGACAGUGGGGACACAACGAGCUGGACGAACCCUCCUUCACCAACCCUGCCAUGUACAAGAUCAUCCGCUCCAGGAAGAGCACCCCAGACUCUUACGCUGACCAGCUGAUCUCAGAGGGCCUGAUGACAGAGGAGGAGCGUGUUGCUAUCAGGACAGCCCACUACGACAUGCUGAACGACAAGCUGACUAACAUGAUCUUCUACAGCCCUCCACCCAUGAACCUGCAGGGGCGCUGGGGAGGUCUGGAGGAGCCCCAGGCCAGGGUCACUCACUGGGACACCGGGGUGCCUGCUCCCCUGCUGCAGUACGUAGGGGCCAAAUCUGUGGAGAUCCCCGAAGGAGUCCAGCUACACAGUCACUUGGGGAAGAUGCACGUGGCGGGUCGCCUUGCGAAGGUGGAGAAUGGAACUAAUCUGGACUGGUCCACUGCUGAGGCCAUGGCGUUUGGGUCUCUGCUCUGCCAAGGGUUCAACAUUCGCAUCAGUGGGCAGGACGUUGGGAGAGGCACCUUCAGUCAGAGACAUGCCAUGAUAGUUUGUCAGGACACAAAUGAUAUGUACAUCCCCCUAAACCACAUAGACCCUGAACAGAAAGGAUUCAUGGAGGUGUGUAACAGUGCUCUGUCUGAGGAGGCCGUGCUGGGCUUUGAAUACGGCAUGGCCAUCGCCCAGCCUAAACUCCUGCCCAUCUGGGAGGCUCAGUUUGGUGACUUCUUCAACGGAGCUCAGAUCAUCUUCGACACCUUCAUCUCCGGAGGUGAGGCUAAGUGGCUGCUGCAGUGUGGGAUGGUGAUCCUGCUGCCCCAUGGUUAUGACGGAGCCGGACCUGAACACUCCUCAUGCCGUAUAGAGAGGUUCCUACAGCUGUGUGACAGUAAAGAGGAGGGGGUGGAUGGUGACAAUGUCAACAUGGGCGUUGUCAACCCUACGACUCCAGCACAGUAUUUCCACCUGCUGAGACGACAAAUGAUACGCAACUUCCGCAAGCCGCUCAUCGUGGCCGGGCCCAAGACUCUGCUCCGAUUCUCUGGAGCAACAUCCAGUCUGGUUGACAUGGCUCCUGGUACAUAUUUCAAGCCUGUGAUUGGUGACCCCUCAGUCACACCAGCAAGUGUCCAGCAGGUGGUGUUGUGCUCAGGAAAGCACUACUAUGCCCUGUUGAAGCAGAGGGAAACGUCAGCUGUCACUCAGACCACAGCACUGAUCAGACUGGAGGAGCUGUGUCCCUUUCCUCUGGAGGCCCUGCAGCAGGAGCUGAACAAGUACACCAAUGCUAAAGAGUUCGUGUGGAGUCAGGAGGAGCCCCAGAACAUGGGCCCCUGGUCGUUUGUGGCCCCCAGGUUUGAGAAGCAGCUGGCCUGCAAGCUUCGAUUGGUCAGUCGGCCUGCUCUGCCCGCCCCGGCUGUGGGCAUCGGAGCACUCCACCAGCAGCAGAACGAGGCCGUCCUCACUGCCACCUUCUCCUCCUGAGCCACUGGAACAACUGGGGCCCAAGAUGGACGCUCUUGGGCCCCAAAAUGGAAGCUCACUCCCAACACUACUUCAUGAAGCUCCAGUAAAACCACAUGACAUCUCUAUCUUGGAAAAUCCAGACUGAAUUCAGAUCCGUUUUAUGUUUCCUUAACUUGUUUCACUGUCGUGAUUCAGUCUGGAAGCUAGGCUACCUCUUCUCAUCCUCUCCAUUCAAAAUGUUGUCAAAACACAAGUGCUCAAGGGCAGCUUUCAAUGUGGCGGAUUCAGUUGCUGUUUGGCGGUUCGUGGGGAUGGGUUUAGCAUUAUGAAAUGGAGUUGGAACUACAAAACAAUGUGAUGUAGACAGUCAGAAAUUGCGUAGGGCCAUUAUUUUUAUUUUUUGUUGUUGAUUGUGUUCAAUUCACUAGCUGUAAGGCAUUAUUAGGUUACUGACAAAUAGCAAAACCUAAAUAUGGUUCAGAUUGAAUUACGGCAUUAGACACUAAGUUUAGAGCAUCAUUGUUUUAUACAUAGAUUUUUUUUGAUUUAUCACACAGCAGAGUAUUAUGAUUCGAUUUCAUUAACCUGACAUAUGACUAUCAUCUUGUUCAGUCUAUCAUCUUGUUUCUUUGAGGUAGAAGAUUGUCUCGGGUUGUCAAUCAAAAGGGCUUAGGCAUUCAUCGGUGUUGCCCGCAUGAGCUGCUGUAGUUUUUCUACUAUUUUCAAUGUCAGCCUCAACAUCCGUUUGUUAUGAUAAAAUGUCAAAAUACAGUUAAAGUGUGAAAUUUAAACUUCAAAAUAUUAUUUAGUGUAUUUUUGUUUGUGUGUAGAAAUCCAAAGAUUUUCAUUGUGUUUUAAAUUGUGAAAAAAAAAAACACCAAGCGAACAACUACUGCACAAAUGUGCCUUUCAGCACCACAGCUAUUUAAUAUUUCUUUAGGAAAGUUAGGGCUGCUAUUUCUCUACAAAUGAGUCAUAUUAAUCCCAACUCAGUAGCAGUUCUGUUUUCAUUUUCAGAAGGUUUCAUUUGUUGUGGAUUCUGUCUUUACUGCCACAGGUACGAUUUAAGCAGUCUGAUGUGAAUACUGACCAUUACUGGAUUAGAGUUCUAAUUUAUUAUCUCGUGGUAACAAAAACUAACGCCCCACUCAGACCACUUCCAGACAGUCCAAGCGAAAUUCUUGCUUGAGAAAUUGCUCUUUGCUAAGAAGCUAUUUUUUUUUAUUAUUUUUUUUUACUUUAAUCGAAAACGAUCAUAGUAAAGGUGUUUAAUUGGUACCCAGAAAUGUUUUGAUAUUGAGAUUUUAUAAAACUGCUACAUUGAACUUUUUAAAAGGUAGUUCACACCUGCAUAACACAAUUUUUUUUCCCCAUGUAGUUUCUUUAGUAGCUACCUUCCGUGUUUAUUACAAAAUACCACUGAAUACUUUUCUCAAACAGUUGUGCAUAUGUUGUGGGAAUAUUUCUUCUGGUUAUCUAAAGCAGACGUUAGAUCUAGUCUUGUAAUUCCUCUGUUCUUCUUAUUGUCAGUAAUAUAGUAGCAUCCUUGAGCUUCUUGAGGGUGACUCAGUUGUACUAUGAAUUCAAAUCAGCACCGAACCACUAAGCCCUUUUUCUGAGAGGAUUGUUUGUAAACAAUAUGGCAAUAAAUCCAUCUUACUCAUGAGACAAGUGGAAUUGUUGCUAUACUACUUAUCUCCUUGCUUACACACAUCAAAUCCUCUCAGAUAUCCACAGGUAUCUGGGUGUACAGGCUCGGCCCUCAUUUGGCAUUCAGGUCUGCCCAGAAAACACAGUAUUUUCUGUGAGACGGUCUUACUCUGAAUCCAGUGCAUUUGGGGGUAGGUGCCAGGGAUUGUUUCUGGGCAUGGCCUAAAGCUCCAGAAUGGUACAUUUUCAUUUCAAGGUAUACUGUAGUAGCAAGGGGUUGAUUUGGGAUUCAGGGGCCCAGAAAUGAAUACAGUCUGUCAAGGGAGACGGACCGGAGAGGCUCCAUCACCCCAUUAACACCUAAUAGAACAGAAGACUCAUUUCACUUCCUUUGAGAUUUUCUGACACUAUAACAGAUCUAAUUGGUUUUCUAAAUAGACAGCCAUUGCAUUUAACUGAGA